Molecule: messenger RNA, 639 nt
Organism: Rotaria sp. Silwood1
Lineage: Eukaryota; Metazoa; Rotifera; Eurotatoria; Philodinida; Philodinidae
Source: the annotation of a GenBank genome assembly
AUGAAUAUCUGCAAAACAAGAAAUACUAAGUUUAAUGAAAAUGAUCUUCGUCUUUGUUCAUCAUGCAUAGAACAUUUCUAUCAUCUUAAGUCGUCAAUCGAUUCGUCAUCAAUAUCAUCAGUUGAUGCUUCACUAAUAGAUAGUAUCGAUACUAAUGAUGAUGGGCGCACUUCACAAAACGUUUUGCAUGCUGGAUCAAAUCAGAAUCGCUGUGUUAUUUGUCGUCAAAUUCGUGAUUCAUCAACAAAUAUGAUCAUUAUGCCCAAAUCUUGUCGUCUCGAUCUUCUUAUUCUUCAUCGUAUUUAUGCUCCGCAAAAUAUUCGAUGUUGCGAACAACACAUCCUUAAGCACGGUCGCCUGAAUCCUAUGGACAUUGUUGAAAUGAAUGAUCGAAAAAAGUUAAAGACCACACUUCAACUGCAAGAAUUAUUAGUUAUACUUGAAGAUUUACUUACACUUAUACAAGAAGCUAUUAAAUCUCUACGUCUCGAUUUUCGAGAUCCGAUGCUCUCAAAUGAUGAUCAUUUGGCAUGGACGGGCUGGAAUAUAGCACAAUUUGAUAUGAUGUUCGAUAUGUUAUCUCCAUUUCUUCGGCCGUCAUGCAAUCGUGAACCACGAAACGCUUUUGCCAUUUUCUGA